Notothenia coriiceps (black rockcod) is the source of this 5655-nucleotide messenger RNA. RefSeq names its product voltage-dependent calcium channel subunit alpha-2/delta-2-like. The annotation marks the transcript as partial. The record is from RefSeq and is a predicted model, not a curated record. Gene Ontology annotation, cellular component: voltage-gated calcium channel complex. Gene Ontology annotation, molecular function: voltage-gated calcium channel activity. Lineage: Eukaryota; Metazoa; Chordata; Actinopteri; Perciformes; Nototheniidae. The transcript is spliced from 26 exons.
GUUACUACUUUGAAAUUCCAUCCAUUGGAGCCAUCAGAAUCAACACCCAGGAGUACCUGGACGUCCUGGGCCGUCCCAUGGUGCUGGCUGGGAAUAAAGCGCAGCAGGUGCAAUGGACCAACGUCUACCAGGAUGUUCUGGGUUUGGGCCUAGUCAUCACUGGGACGAUGCCUGUCUUCAACCGCACUGUUGAUACUGUGAGCCCUCAGAACCAGCUCAUCCUCGGAGUCAUGGGAGUGGAUAUUGCAAUUAAUGAAAUCAAAAGGAAGACGCCCACAUACAGACUUGGAGCUAACGGCUACACCUUUGCCAUCGAUCCCAAUGGCUUCGUUCUGCUGCAUCCCAACCUGCGACCUAAAAUCUUUGACUACAAGGAGCCCGUUACUCUGGACUUUCUAGAUGCAGAGCUGGAGGACAGCAACAAGGAGGAGAUCCGUCGACAGAUGAUUGAUGGCAAGUCCGGGCAAAGGAAAAUCAAGACGCUCAUUAAGUCAGUUGAUGAGAGGUACAUUGAUGAGGCCGUGCGGACGUACACGUGGACGCCUGUGAAUGGUACAGAUUACAGUCUAGGGUUGGUACUGCCCACAUAUAGUGAAAACCACAUCAAGGCCAACCUGAGUGACCAGAUCCUUCAGGUGCAGUUGCCAUACACCAAGGAUUUUGAAUCACUGCUGCCAAACAGUUUUGAGUCUGAAGGACAUGUAUUCAUUGCUCCCAGGGAGUACUGCAAUGAUCUGGAACUGUCCAACAACAACACUGAGUUCCUGCUCAACUUCAUUGCUCUCAUGGAGAAGGUGACACCAGACUCCAAACAAUGUGACAAUUUGCUCCUCCAUAACCUGAUUCUGGACACUGGCAUCAUCAGGCAGCUGGUUGAGAAAGUGUGGAAGAAUAAAGACUUGAAUACAUAUGGCUUCCUGGCUGUGUUUGCUGCAUCAGAUGGAGGAGUUACAAGAGUGUUCCCCAACAAGGCUGCAGAAACCUGGGAGGAAGACCCUGAGCCGUUUAAUGCCAGCUAUUACCGGCGCAGUCUGGACAACAAGGGCUACAUCUUCAGAGCGCCUUAUCGAACAGCGCGGGACGAGCUGUUGAACCCGGAGAACGACACCAUCGGGAUCCUGGUGAGCACGGCCGUGGAGAUCACAGUAGGAGGGAAGACCAUCAAACCUGCAGUGGUCGGAGUGAAGCUGGACCUUGAAGCCUGGACGGACAAGUUUAAGAUCCUUGCUAGCAACCAUACAGACAACAAUCAGGGCUCAAAUACGUGUGGACCAAACAGAGGCUGUGAAAUGGAUUGCGAGGCCAACAGUGAGGAUCUCCUGUGCUAUUUAAUAGAUGACGGUGGAUUCCUAAUCAUGUCUAAUCAGAAGGAGGAAUGGAACAAGGUGGGCAUGUUCUUCAGUGAUGUUGAUCCCUACUUGAUGUACGCGCUCUACAACAAUUCCUUCUACAACCGCAAGCAGUCAUAUGACUACCAGUCUGUGUGUGAAAAGGUUUCUAAGUCUCAAAAUGGGGCUGCACCCAGAGGAGUGUUUGUGCCCACAAUUGCAGAUUUUGUAAACGUGGCUUGGUGGACAUCAGCAGCGGCAUGGUCCUUGUUCCAACAGUUUAUUUAUGGACUGGCUUAUCAGAGCUGGUUUGUCAGAGAUGAGGUGGAUGCAGAAGGAAUGGACUCUACUCGGGUGCGGAGUUGUGUAAUGAAACAGACGCAGUACUUCCUGAGUAAUCUCAGCAGCUCCUACAACAUACUGCAGGACUGUGGCAACUGCUCCAGGCUGAUUCAUGCCAAGAGGAUAAACAACACCAACUUGCUGUUUGUGGUCGCAGAGAAGAUGCCUUGCAACUCCUGCGAGAUAGAGAAGCUGUCCCAGGAGGAGGAGGAGGAGUUGAAGCACGAAAAUCCAUGUGAAGACGUGGCGCGCUAUCGAAAAGGACCCGGCACCUGCUUUGACAAUAACCUCACUGAGAACACGUCAGACUGUGGGCGGGGCCACUCCUUCCGCCCCUCCCUCUACACCUUACUGCUCAUCCAGCUGCUCCUGCUCUAUCCGGCCGUCAGCCCCCACUUUCACUCUCUACUACAUUAAUUCCAUUUUCCUCCACGUGUCUUCUUUUAGCCUCCCUGACCCAAAACCCUCCAACCCCACCUCCCACCUCCAUGCCCCUAUUCCCCGCCCCCCUUAUAUAGUCAUAGGUAAUAAAGGGACUUCCCUUCACAGCAAGUUGGAAGCCCUGAGUGCCGCGCUACCCAGCUCGCUUCAGUCCUUGUUGCUUAGUGACAACUGCCGGACGUUUGUGUACCCAGCCAGUUAACCUUCAUCUGCAGGAGGAGCGGGUGGUGCUGCACCACCUGGAUCCUCAGAGGCAACGUCAGAAAACAAAAACAUCACCCCCUUUUUCGAGAGGAAGGGAGGGUAAAGAGGACAGGCCGAUGUCCUCUUCUCAGACCUCCCCCCCCCCCCGCCUCACACAGACUGAGGAGUAGAGGUCCUCUUCGCCUCUGUCCAUCAGACAGAAGGCGGGAUUUCUUCUUCUUCUUCUUCUUCUCCUCUAUCUCAGAGUUUUGUCGCUCUGUCAACUGCCUCUCGUAGGCUGUGGACCAUCAGCCAGUUAUAGCCGCCACCAUAAAAGAAAAUAACAUUUAAAAAAAAAAAAAAACUGUCAAGUAUACAACAUGUCAAGUAUAAACCGCUGAAGUGAUGAGUAUUCCAAGCAUACUGUGUAUUUAGGUUUUAAUUUGAAAAGGAAGUCGUUAAGGUGUUUAUUUCAAAAGACAUUAAUUGUUUUAUGCUCUAUAUCUACUUGCCAAAAUUAGAUCAACUUUCAUGCGGUCUUGUUUUUUUAUAGCCAAAACACGAGGAGGAAAUGGUUUCCAAUUCUAGGUUUAGGAAAGACUAUGAGAGGAGACACUGAAUGCUGAUUCAUUUUGUGCAGCUUCUAAUUACAGAUUAUUUCUCGUAAAAGACGUCCACUGGGGAUUAUUGUAAUUACAUGAUAGUAAUCGCAUUUCUUCAAGUAUUUUUCCUCAUAUUUACUAUUUGAGGCUAGUGCUAUCUGGCUUAUUAUAACACUAGUGACAGCUGUGAAAUAUGAAUCAGUGUUUGCUCACUUCAGCGUCGUGUAUUAUUCUCCUUUACGAUCAAUCGACCAUUCUGACUUCUGGUUUUGGUCGGAUGUUAAAAAAAAAAUAUUUUUUAAAUCCCUGUGCUCUCAGAAGCAAAAGCUCACCUCUGCCAAUAUUAAUGAGGCUUUUCCAGUGACCUCUAUUAACUCUCCUCAUCACAAUUAUACAUGUGCUUUACUUCUGGUCAACCGACACACAGAUCUCUGCCUCAUGACCGUCUCAUAUAGCCCUGGUUAGGGUUUUCUUUUUACCUUUGACUGAUGCUGUUCCAACUUCAAAACCAUUCGCUGCUGGGGGAUAGGGGCUUAUCAACAUUUCCAACUAAAGUGCAGAAAAAGGCAACUAAAUAUGGCGAUCACAUAAAGUAGUAGUCUGGUUGUAAUCCGUGGCAGUAAAUCAUUUGAUCAUUACGAUGUUUAGGAGCCGCUCUGUUUCAUAGCGCCUUGAUGCACUUUGUUUUUGGACCACAUGGGCUGUAUACGAGUAGAGCUACUGUAUAGUACCUUUAUAGAGCAGCCACGUGUGAGGCUUUGGAUGUGAGACUGAAUCUGUUGGCUAUAGAAAAAGCUUUACACAGAGCCAUCACACUGACUGGCUCCAGCUUAAUGUAUUUGCCCUCUCGGCCCCCUGACUGCCAUCAUAUAGAGUUACUAUACCGUUCCUUUACCAAGCCGUGUUUAGAGCUAUGAUACACUAUCAGUAUACAGCGACUUUACUGGCCAUAGAGCGUUCUUAGGGCCACCUGACUGCUAUCGUUCUGCCUGAAUCGUGUGUGGAUGUGUUUGUUUUCGUUAAAACCCUCAAAGGGAAUGUCAUUAUAAAUGAGUUGUGGAGUGUGUGAGGGGUGACAGUUGUGGUAGCAUAACAUGUUUGUUUUUUUCCUGAUCCUGUGUUGCAACAUAAAUCCAAUGUUGUUGUGGUGGGGGAGAAAAAAAAAGGAUUUUACUUAAACUAAAAUAAUUCAUCUUUAACCAUUACUCUGCCUAAAUGUUAAUCUGAGGGAGCCGAGGUGUCUGAAAGAAUGUGUAGUUCAUCAGUGUUUCUGCUUCAAAUGCAACAUAGCUAACAAAGCCUCUCAAAAUGCCUUAGUGUUACACAGUACAGAGCUCUGAUACGUUUCCCUCCCUCAUGUACACUCACACAAAAAGAUCCUCCAAAAUAUUCACUCCCCGGGUUUUCUUGGUGUUCUGCAGUAAGUAUAGUGAGCUCUUAUUUUGUAUUAUCGCGUCUUUGAUGAUUCGUUAUUGAUUGAUGCCUGUUUUUUUAUUAAAUGCUUGAAAGCCAGGUGGGAGUUUUCCAUUUCAAAAAGCCUCCGACCUUCGAUGUUCACACCCACCCAAUCCUCACUGUAUUGCUCAGGUGGGACGAUUCACAAUUUGAACUUAACCACACACUCUGUACAGUUGUUGGUACUAUUUGAUGUGACAAACCUGCUGGCAGAGAAACUGCAGCUCGGCUCCAAAAACGAAUCUAAAAAUAACUAAACAAGAGACUGUUAAAAAGUUAUUGUAUUUUCAAUUUGGCAGUGUUGAUAACCGGAUGCAGUUUAACUUUUCUGGCAUUUGUUUGUCUCUGUCCUGUGCCAUUGAAUCCUGUCUGUAUUUCCACUGUCUGUAAAUGAGCGCUACACGUGCCUGUGGAAAUGUACCCCCUGCAACUUCCUCUCUUUUCCUGGCCCUUGUACGCUUACAGUCCUCACACAUAAUCUGAAUAUGUAGGCCUACAGUUUUUUUGCACCUGCACCAAGACAUUAUGCACAACACACCUACGAGCAAACAUGUAAUGAUGACACUUAUUCAUGCCCAGCUGGGAGAUGUCAAGCACCAGGCAGAAGUAAGCCAAGGACGUCACUUCACAGGUGUGUUUUUUUGAGAGCGGGUGAAAUGUCAGAGGCAAGCUCAGGGAGUGGGUCUCCACAGAGCAGCCGUCGGACUGAAGGUCAGAGAGGAAUCCUGUAGUGAUGUCUGUGUGUGCAUCCCAACGAGGGAAACGUCUUCUGAAGGGAACACGCGACUGAUUUCUGUGGUUUGACAAAUUUACUUUUGCCAAAAUAUAAAAUAAAAAUAUAAAAUUGGACCAGCUUGGGGAUGAUGAAAGGGAGGGGGUCUGCUUUAGGACUCAACCCUAAAUUAAGUAGGGGAUGGUUUUCAUAAAGCCUCUUGCCCCCCUCCCGACCCUCGCUGCAUCUGUGUUGGUGCGUCUCUGUGGGAAAGACACAGUGUGUAUGUGAUUCUGUAGUCUGUAGUCUGUAGUCUGGUGCUAUGUGACCAUGUUUGACAAGUGUGUAAAAAAAAUUACAGCAACAUUUAGAGUAAAAAAAGAGUUAAAUCAGUCAAAUUUUAAGUGAAGUUAUAAAAAAUAUAGGAAUACAGCACUGUUGAUAAGUUUGAGAUCUGAAGUAAAAAAUGUAUUGAAUUUUGUUGUACGUGUGUGAGUGUGAAUGUUGGUGUGUGUGGAUGAUUUAGCUCCUUCUUUUCUGGGCACCGGUCCAUGUCGCUCCAUUCUUUUGUACAGAUGAAGCUAAAAAAAAA